Messenger RNA from Drosophila eugracilis, 1145 nucleotides. RefSeq lists its product as uncharacterized. Lineage: Eukaryota; Metazoa; Arthropoda; Insecta; Diptera; Drosophilidae. Bases 374 to 1117 code for a protein of 247 amino acids. The record is from RefSeq and is a predicted model, not a curated record. The transcript is spliced from 3 exons.
ACAAACGAUGGGCGUUAGAAUUGGGAGCCCCACUAAUAACUGGGUGAGAAGUGGCUUACGGUACUGCCUUAGCUAAGAGAAAGAAACCGGAAUAUGCAAGAUUUACACGGUUACCACAUGACCCCGUCUCCAAUGGAUCGCCGUUGUCUAUACCCAACAGGUGCUAAUUGCUAGAAUGUGUAAAAUUCUUAGACGAGAAAGUCUUCUUCAAGCGAUUGAUGAAGCCGUUUUUAUUGAGAAAUUAAAAUGAAAAACUCGUGAGCAAGAAAAAGAACAUCAAGAACAUGGAUUAGUAUCUUAAGACCAGAGCUAGCAUAAACACGCACUGAGAUUAGCUCGGGCGUAGAUCAAAAUAUAAAAAAGAACACAAAAAAUGAAAUUUAGCAUAGUUAUCAUAUUGGCCAGUUGCCUGAUUUACCAGGUUAUGGCCUCCCUGGACAGCCUCUCCAAGCAUCAGAGGAGUAAAAGAGCUCCCAUUCCCUGGCUUAUAUAUCCCACCACAUCACCCACUCGUGUUAUGUUUAUUGGUGGCAUAGGUUUUCCUUUGGAGGAUCUCAACUAUGAAGCUGUGACCACAGGCUAUGUAUUGAAGGUGGAGUACUGGCUGCCCACCGAUCCGGAUGAACUGAGAACACCCACAGCAUUGCCACUUACACAGGUGGCCACACCUGGCAUCACAGGAGCCAGAAAACAGAAGAAACCCAUGUUUGAGAACUUUCUAGUGGGAGUAGAUGAACUCGGCAAGAACACCAGAAAGUUGCUGACUAGAACCAACAAAGUCUUAAGUAGCUAUCGAUGGACAGUCUAUAAGGGACUAGAGGGAUUGGCUGAUCGAUUGGGAUAUCAGGGCAGAAUUUGUGUCCUAAAAAGCAUUUGCGAAGCAGCCGAGGAGCCCUUCCAUUACACAAAUGGACUCUUUGCGGAUCUUCUACAUAUAUUACUGACACCCUCCUCCUCAGUGGAUAAACUGUCAGAACAUUCGGAUAACGAGUAUUACUAUGCGGAAAAUGUGGGUCAAUCGGGCGCUGGCUGUGAUCGUGUCUUUAAGGAAUGUCGAUUAAGUCUGCUCCAACAUUUCAGUGAACUCCAUCACAACCUGGAUAAGAUUUUAUUUUGAGCCAAUAAAGGAAGUGCAUAAAUGGUAC